Messenger RNA from Charadrius vociferus (killdeer), 951 nucleotides. It is a transcript of the gene POLR2C, whose product is annotated as polymerase (RNA) II (DNA directed) polypeptide C, 33kDa. Gene Ontology annotation, cellular component: RNA polymerase II, core complex. Gene Ontology annotation, biological process: DNA-templated transcription. Gene Ontology annotation, molecular function: DNA binding; protein dimerization activity; DNA-directed RNA polymerase activity. NCBI's taxonomy places the organism in Eukaryota, Metazoa, Chordata, Aves, Charadriiformes, Charadriidae. The annotation marks the transcript as partial. The transcript is spliced from 8 exons. The record is from RefSeq and is a predicted model, not a curated record.
GCAAAUUCCAUUCGAAGAGUGUUCAUCGCGGAAGUCCCCAUCAUAGCCAUCGACUGGGUCCAGAUAGACGCCAACUCCUCUGUGCUCCAUGAUGAAUUCAUUGCGCACAGGCUGGGUCUCAUCCCGCUCACCAGCGAUGACAUUGUGGAUAAGAUGCAAUAUUCCAGAGACUGCACGUGUGAUGAGUUCUGUCCGGAGUGCUCUGUGGAAUUCACCCUUGACGUCCGGUGCAAUGAAGACCAGACUCGUCAUGUCACAUCCCGCGACCUCAUCUCCAACAACCCCCGGGUCAUACCGGUAACAUCUCGGAGCAGAGACAACGACCCCAAUGACUACGUGGAGCAGGAUGACAUCCUCAUUGUGAAACUGCGGAAGGGCCAGGAGCUGCGACUGCGAGCCUAUGCCAAGAAGGGCUUUGGCAAGGAGCAUGCCAAGUGGAACCCCACGGCAGGUGUAGCCUUUGAGUACGACCCAGACAAUGCACUGAGGCACACCGUGUACCCCAAACCGGAGGAGUGGCCCAAGAGUGAGUACUCGGAGAUUGAUGAGGAGGAUGCUCAGGCUCCCUAUGACCCCAACGGGAAGCCAGAGAGGUUUUAUUACAACGUGGAGUCCUGCGGUUCUCUGCGCCCGGAGACCAUCGUUCUCUCUGCGCUGUCUGGCCUGAAGAAGAAACUGAGUGAUCUUCAGACCCAGCUGAGCCACGAGAUUCAGAGCGACGUCCUCACUAUAAACUGAGGUGGCCCCUUGAAAGAGAGUGCUCAGGCGUGAGUGAUGCAGAGGGUUCCUGCCUCUGCCUGGCAGCGCUCUGAGCGGAGGCUUUUGCCUCCCCAUCUCCCUCUGCCUUUUCUGGCUCAGCUCUGCUGGUGGGUGACACCUCUUCCCCGGCUCCCCUUCCCAGGGAAAGCUGUCACGAUGUGUAGGGCAAAGGAAGGGAAUCGGUGAGCGUCU